UGAGUACUUGCAGGAUGCAGGCCAUGCAGGGUCCGGAAUGUGCCAUGUGCUCAUCGUAGAAUGAAGAAAUGGUGCUCAUUCGUAGUGUAAAGCGCAGGGGAUCCUAAAUCAAGUUGUGUACUGCAUUGUGACCUCAUUAACUUGUGACUGCGUAGAAGAUUCACAUGUUGGCUACGAGCAGGACUUUCCUCGGCAAGGCGUUCAAGCCUCGUCUGUAUGUCCGCUGGGCAUCAUAUGAAGGGGACGGAAAGACGACAGUUUCUGUACUCAACAAAGAGAGGAUUGACAUGUUACUCGUGAACUCAUAUUCAACCGCUGGGUUCCGCCUGAACAACGGUCUGUUUAUUCUUGGCCCGGUCGCUCUUUUCCCGAGAAGUGUCCUGCAGUGGCGAGUGAAGUCUUUGUACGACAUUACCGAAGAAUCAUUGUCAUUGUUCACCUUGCUUGAACCGAAGCUUGACGUUUUGGUUAUAGGCCUUGGUGACAGCGGUGAAACGUUAGACAUGAAGGUGGUACAACACCUUAAAAAAAGGAAAAUCGGCGUCGAAAUGCAUUCUACAGCCAUCGCAUGCUCAACGUUCAACUUUCUUAACGUGGAAGACAGAAAUGUUGCUGCCGCGAUGAUACCUCCUCGCCAUAUCGUAUCUGGAGACGAAUUUUACAUGGAUGUAGGAAGAGACCGAAGAGCUCUUUUGGCUGCUGACUAGAAUGUAUAGUUCUACAGUGUCUGUCCCUGUAAGUGAUUAUUAGUUCAGUUUUAAAGGCUUAAUUCGUACCUUGCGAUUCUCAGUAGAAAAAUAAAAGGAAAAUGUAAAAAAGUAUGUUAUUGCUUUCCAUACCUAGGGCUGGUUUGCAUGUUUGGAAUUUCCAUGGCUGUGUAGUAUUCUGUAAGCAAGGCAGUGCGCUCCGUUUGUUUUUGACUCUGAUGUUUACCUUGCAUACUCAUUAGCAACUCGAUUGGUGACACUACAGAUGGCCACAUUUAUUUCUGGCCUUACAUUUGUUGUUGCUGAAAACUAAAGUCUGAUUGGGAUACAAAUACCAGAUUUGCAUGGAAGGUAAUUCUACAUAUUCUGCAAUUUGACUUCAUGCAUGCAGUACAAGUAUUCCGUUCAAACUAAAGCCUCAAUACAUUCUCUUAUGUUCAAGCCCCGCAGGUGUGUGAACCAGCCAGAGGUGAGGCAUCCUGGAACUGAAUCAAAGGAAAAGGGCAACCAGUUUUGUUUAACAAACUGACACAUUCUAUUGCGAAUGAACAUAAAAACUUGCCUCGGUGGUUCAGUGGUUAUAGUGUUCUGCUGCCAAGUGAAAUGUAAAAGGUAUGAUUGCAUAACCCAAGUAAUGCUUUCAGACGUUGAAUACCAUCAAUGAAUGUAGUGGGGUGAUCAUGUCACCAUCAGUAGCAGAAGUACAAGUCCAUUUUAUUACUUUCCAUUGAAACUAAAAUUCAUGAGCAGUUUUAACCUAUUGGAGCCUUUUAACUUAAUCGGAUCUGUAAAUUUAUGUAGUAAGCAAAAAAAAAAAUUUAAUCAAGUUAUAAUAACAAACCGUACUAUUUGGAAAGACGCCAACCUUGCUUUAGCAUACAUAUGAGGUGUGUUCAAAAAGAAACCGAACUUUUGCUAUAACAACUUUAUUGCUUAUUGUACAACAUCUUAAGCACUGUCUCCCUCAAAGUAAGCCCCUCUACUGGCAAUACACUGUUCCCAACCUCUUCCAUUUUUGGAAACCCUCCUGGAACACACUUUCUAAGAUGGUGCGCAGGUCUCUUGUUGCAUUGUCCUGAAUCUUCUCUAUGGUUCGGAAACUAUGUCCACGUGGUUUUAAGGGAAACAGGAAAAAGUCUCUUAGGGCUAGGUCCGGAGAAUACGAUAGAUGGGGCAUGACGAGAGUGCGAUGUUUUGUGAGAUAGCUGUGGCCAAGGAGUGACGCAUGAGCCGGUGCAUUGUCGUGAUGCAACAUCCAGUUCUGGUUUUUCCACUGUUCAGGCCUCUUACUGCGCACAACAUCCCUCAACCACACUAGAAUUCCCUGGAAGACUUCCUUGUUUACCAGCUGACUAUGUGGUACAAAUUCCUGAUGAACAAUGCCUUUGCAGUAAAAAAAACACAGCCAACGUCACCUUGAUCUUUGACUGACUCAUGCGUGCUUUUUUUUGGGAUGAGGAAACCCUUUGCCCACCCACUGCGACGACUGCACCUUCGUUUCAACACCAUAGCCAUAAACCCAGGUGUCGUCACCUGUUAUGAUGUUCUUAAGGAAGUUUUCAUUGUCAUCGGCAGUGGCAAGUAGUACCUGGCUGAUUUCAACACGGGUCUGUUCCUGAUUGUCAGUCAAUAAACGCACGAAUUUGCACUGACAUGACGCAUCUCAAGUCUGUCACUCAAAAUUUGAUGGCAUGAGCCUAUGCUGAUACCCACUUGUCAGCAACUUCUCGAAUAGUUAAAUGACAAUUCCCAUGAACACAGCACGAACUCUCUCGAUAUGGUCGUCAUCGUUGAUGUGGAAGGUCGUCCAGGCAUGGAAUCGUCACCGCCCGUCAUUCUGCUAUGUUCAAAACGCUAAAACCAUUCGUAGCACUGCGUGCGACUCACACAGUCCUCCCCGUAUGCUUGGCUAAGCAAUUGAAAUGUCUCUGUGAAAGUUGUGCCAAGUUCAUAGCAAAAUUUUACACAGACACGUUCUUCAAGCUCUUUCAUUGUCACUUUGGUGCUAAUCCGACAGACAGCUCGUGCUCACUUCAGCGGCUGUAGCUCGUCAACUGACAGUCGGAGCGAAAUGCAGCAAAUGGCAGUUUGUUGUGCAAACCUGCUGCUACGUGGGCUCAGUGGCCGCAGCUCGCUCCCUCAGCCGGUUGACGCGCUAUUUCAAAAGUUGGUUUCUUUUUCAACACACCUUGUGCAUGAAGCAUAUCAAGCUCACUCAGAUGAAAUCGUGUCCAGAUGUAGUUAGGCUAUCCACUUGACCACUUAUCCCAUUGACUUGAAGUACAGCAUAUGAUUGACUUUUGCCCCAAGUCCUGAGAGAUGAGCACACAGGUGCUCUGUUAUUCGAAACACUCAUUAUGUGGUUCCCUUCCUUGCUGUUGAACAAGUAAAGUAGGGACAUCAGGACCGAUGCUUACCUGAUUUUGCUCAUGUCACCUCAACCGAUUAAUUGUGAUCAAAGAAAUUAAUUCUGCUUAAUGCAUUAAUUGAUUAAGCUGAAGUUUGAUCAAUUUCCCAGCACUUAGUUAGCAUAUGUUUCACAGUCAUAAUGGUGUAGUGGUUUUUGGUUAUUAUGAAGAGAACGGUUAGUCCCACUAACUGUCUAACCUCAGUAAGAGGAAGCGAUCUGCAAGCUGGGAUUUAAACUGAGCUUCACACUAUCCUGAUUCACACGAUUAACACAGCCACAGUUGUAUACAACGUGUGUGCACUUUAACUGUGGGUCGUUGUAGCAUUUAUCAAUAUCUACAGGUGAACCAUGAUGCAGGGGUAGAUGACUGGAAAAGAUGGAAAUGACAUCUGUCCAUUGCAAACUUGAAGGUUCACAUGGCUGUAAAGACUGUUAUUGAGAGCUGUGAAUCAGCACUAUAUGCUCAACUUACUGCUGUGAAAUGAAAUAA
Dermacentor silvarum is the source of this 3607-nucleotide messenger RNA. Its product is annotated as NADH dehydrogenase [ubiquinone] 1 alpha subcomplex assembly factor 3-like. Gene Ontology annotation, cellular component: mitochondrial inner membrane. The record is from RefSeq and is a predicted model, not a curated record. Bases 165 to 707 code for a protein of 180 amino acids. Lineage: Eukaryota; Metazoa; Arthropoda; Arachnida; Ixodida; Ixodidae. Gene Ontology annotation, biological process: mitochondrial respiratory chain complex I assembly. The transcript has a single exon.